GUGCUGACGCAGUGCCCUGCCCUGAGAUAUGAGGGGACUGAACAGAGGCUUUGCAGCCCGGUUGGGUGUGUGGUGGUGAGGCUGGAACGGGGCUGUGCCAGCUCCAGAGCUUUUCCUGAGUAGGCAGGUUUGUGAACCUGAACUGCAUUUGCCCUGCGAGCAGCAAGGUGACAGCAGCAACCACAGCUCGGCGCCGAAUUCGGGGUGACCUGGCUGACAUGAAGGGACCUGUCCCCAUCCAGGACGCCAUGGCAAGUGACACGGAGCCCUCCAACACCAUCAAACUGCUGCACCUGCUUUUCCUCUCCACCUCCUGGGGAAUGCAGGUCUGGGUGACCUUCGUGGCCGGGUUUGUGAUGAGCAGGCACCUCCCUCGCCACACCUUUGGCUCCAUCCAGCGGGAGCUCUUCCCCUACUACUUCCACAUCAGCUCCACCUGUGCCUUCCUCAACCUGACCCUGUUUGCCAUGUCCCACCCCAGCGAGCGGCUCGGCGAGGAGCACAAGGCCCAGAUCAUCAUCUUCCUCGUGUGCAUCGCCGCCUCUGUGCUGAACACGCAGUGCUUUGGGCGGGUGGCCUCUGACUUGGUGGCUGAGCUGCAGCAGCUGGAGAGCAGCCACGGGCUGGGGCAGGAGCUGGGGCUGGCAGCCCGCGAGCCCCGCAGGCGGCUCCGUGCCUCCGACCCCAGCUACGGGCGGCUGGCGCGGCGCUUCGCCCUCCACCACGCUCUGUCCUCGCUCUGCAACCUCCUGUGCAUCCUGUGCAACGGGCUGAGCCUGCACCACCUGGCUGGCCAGCUCUCGGCCCUCUGAGGGCACUGCCAGCUGGUGGCUGGGCAGUGCCCACCCCCUGUAAAGCAACCCCCAGCUUUGGGCAUUAAACUGCAGCAUCCUCGGGUGGAGAGACUCUCGCUGUGUUGAAAUUUAGGAAUAGUGAAAUGGAAGUGUUUUCUCUAGAGCUGCCUGCAGCCAGCCUCUGUGAUGGAAGCAGGAGUGCUUUAUGGCUGAACAGCUUUCUAAUGCCCUGUGCACUGGCUGUGUCUACAGCUGCAGCGUGCUUUAGACAUUUUACAUUCCUGCAGAAGAGAAAGAAAUGAGAAAUUGAGAAUUACUUCUGAUUAAAAGCCAAAUGCUAAUACAGAAGUGCAGAAGACCCUGCCUGUUGG
Messenger RNA from Haemorhous mexicanus (house finch), 1165 nucleotides. RefSeq names its product transmembrane protein 205 (gene TMEM205). Lineage: Eukaryota; Metazoa; Chordata; Aves; Passeriformes; Fringillidae. The coding region runs from base 219 to 812 and encodes 197 amino acids. The transcript is spliced from 3 exons. The record is from RefSeq and is a predicted model, not a curated record.